GACCCAGGUAUCGACAUGGGCAAUGCAAACUCCAAAAGCAGCAGCCGAAACAGCUCCAUCCCGGGUCAUCCCGAGCUGUCUUUGUAUGGCUCUUUUUCUAGGAAAUGGAAUGAGAAUGUCUUUUUGGAUAAUGAACUCCUAACAUCCAAGAUCCUGUCAGCACUUCGGCCACAUUCUGAAAGGGGCUUAAGGACGGGAAAUCUUCAAUGUCCUGCUCGUUUUCUGAGUACCAACUCUGUGUUUGCAUCCGUAGCAGCCUCUUUGAAGGAGCAGCCUCGCAGCACCCUCUUGGGAUCUAAUGGCACCCCAGUUCUGCCCAGGAAUGUCGGGAUGACUAUCUCCACCAAAGCAAGUCUUCAAGCAGCAUUAAAUACGGCUGGAACUCUGAAUAGAUUUGGAUCAGGUACAGGAGAGAUGGAUGAAACCGAUGCUGGAUUAGUAAAAUUCAAGCAGGCAACAGAUGAUUCUCUUUCACUUGCAUCAACUACUGAAUCUAUUUUCGUGGAAGAUUCCUACUCUGCCUCACUAAAAAGUGAAAUAGAAGCUGAUGGCCAAGAGUUUGAGGCUGAGUCCUGGAGUCUUUCUGUGGAACUGCCAUAUGCAAAGAAACAAAAAAAGGAAGUAUUGAAGAGGCAAGAUGUCAUCUAUGAAUUAAUGCAGACUGAAGUGCAUCAUGUCCGAACCCUGAAAAUAAUGUUGAAAGUCUACUCCAAAGCACUGAAGGAAGAGAUGCAGUUUAGUAGCAGAGUAAUCAACCGCAUCUUCCCAUGUGUGGAUGACUUGCUGGAGAUGCACGGGCAGUUCUUGCACCGCUUGAAGGAGCGACGCAGAGAAUCCUUGGCAGAAGGCAGUGAUCAGAAUUAUGUGAUCCAGAAAAUUGGAGACCUCUUGGUACAACAGUUUUCAGGUGAAAAUGGAGAAAGAAUGAAAGAAAAAUAUGGUAUCUUCUGUUGUGGUCACAAUGAAGCUGUCAGUCACUAUAAGGAACUGCUUCAGCAAAACAAGAAAUUCCAAAAUAUGAUUAAGAAAAUUGGCAACUUCUCCAUUGUUAGACGGCUUGGUGUUCAGGAGUGCAUCCUUCUUGUUACUCAGCGUAUUACCAAAUACCCUGUGCUGGUCGAGCGCAUUAUUCAGAAUACUGAAGCUGGCACUGAAGAUUAUGAAGAUUUGAACCAGGCUCUAGGCCUCAUAAAAGACAUCAUCACGCAAGUUGAUGCCAAAGUGAAUGAAUGUGAGAAGGGGCAACGCCUCAAAGAGAUUGUUGGCAAGAUGGACCUCAAAUCCUCCGGCAAGCUCAAAAACGGGCUGACCUUCCGGAAAGAGGAUAUGCUUCACAGGCAGCUCCAUGUCGAUGGAAUGCUUUGCUGGAAAACUGCAUCAGGACGUCUGAAAGACGUUCUUGCUGUCCUACUGACUGAUGUGCUUCUGCUGCUACAAGAAAAGGACCAGAAAUAUGUCUUUGCAUCUGUGGAUUCAAAACCACCUGUUAUUUCAUUACAAAAGCUAAUUGUGAGGGAGGUAGCGAAUGAGGAAAAAGCAAUGUUUCUGAUCAGUGCCUCCCUGAAAGGCCCAGAAAUGUAUGAAAUUUAUACCUGCUCCAAAGAAGAGAGAAAUUCAUGGAUGGACCAGAUCCGCAGAGCUGUGGAGAGCUGCCCUGACGGGGAGGAGGAGCCAUUCAGUGAGGCUGAAGAAAAAAUGGCUGAGGCCCGAGCUGCCAAAUUAAAAGAAUUCCAAGAACGUUUAAGCAAGAAAGAUGAGCUGAUUGCUCAAAGUCUCAGUGAGAAACAGCAGAUUUAUUUGGAAAUGUUUGAGAUUAACAGCUUUGAAGAUCUUCCUCCCGGCUCGCAGUCCAGAUUCUUUUUCCGAGGAGGGGAACCCUCAGAGAACAGCCUGCAAGGCGAGAUGAUUCUGAAGUCGGCAGUAUCUGAAGUUGAGAAUAUGCUUCACCUGGUGCACUCACAUAUAUAUAAACAGCUGAGAAACGACAGUGAAGACGGUGGGGCCGGGGAUGAUCUCUCAUUGCCCAGGAGAGCAGAGACCUUCGGAGGCUUUGACAACAAUACAAACCCAAACAAAAAUGCUAGCUUUAAGAAGAAAGUCUGCAAUUGCGAUGCCCGGCUUAAAGACCGGAGAAUUCCUUUUACCGGUUUGGACUCACAGCUUGGUGACCUUUCAGGAGACUCUGAAGAAGGAUCACAGACAGCUGAGCUAACCCAAAUGGACUGGAACAACAGUGCACCAGCCACAAUGGAAUCUGAGCUUUUAAAGAGAAUACACACCCUGUCAAAGCUGCUUUCCAAUCUUCAGGCAGUGGUUGCUCAGCAGGACAGCUACAUUGAAAUGCAGAGGGCCACAAUCCUUGACCGAGAAAAGCAAUGUAGACUGCAGUCAACACGUGGAAACUUCCUGUUAGAACAAGAGAAACAGCGGAACUUUGAGAAGCAAAGAGAAGAACUGGCCAAUGUACAGAAGCUUCAGAACCAACUCAAGCAGGAACAGCAACGCUGGGAGCGUGAGCGCAGCCGUCAGCAGAAAGAACUGGAAUACACUGAAGCCCGGCUGCAGGAGCGGGAGAGUGAGUCCCAGCAGUUCAGGGAGCGGCUGACCCAAGACAAAGAGGAGCUGGACCGGCAGCGCGAGGCCUACCAGCAUGAUCUGGAGAGGCUCCGUGAGUCCCAGCGAGCUGUGGAGAAGGAAAAGGAAAGGCUUGAACUUCUGAAAAAAUUAAAGAAGCAGAACACCGUGCCUGGCACAAUACCUCCCGAAGGGCUGGAGGGCCACACCCUGAGCACCUCCUCGAGUUUCAACGGCGAGGGCCUCGAGGGGGCCGUGCAGCUGGCCAAGCCCCUGGCGAGGACCAGCACCCUGCUGUGCGGCUCUGACUACGCGGAGCGCCCCGAGGUGGCUCGUCGGGACAGCACGGCCGCAGAGGGCCGCCUGGCGAAGAGCGACGUGCCCAUCCAGCUCCUGAGCGCCACCAACCAGAUCCAGAAGCAAGCUGCCGUCCAGCAGCAGAUCCCCACCAAGCUGGCCGUGCUCACAAAAGGGAGCAAAGAGAAGGGGGGGAAGAGCAAAGCCUCCCAGCGCUCCGACAGCUCCACCUCCUUUGACCUAAAACAGCAGCUGAUGCUCAGCAAGUUUAUGGGCAAAGAAGAAAACACUAUGAAAGCCCGCCAGGCCCCGGGUCCUGCCCUGACAGGCCAGAGCGUCAUUGUGCAUCAGGAGUCAUGUGUCCCAGCGGACAUCCAGACCUCGGAGAUCUCUCCUCUGGGCUCAGGAAACAUGUUCAGGCCGAGCAGCGCCCCACACCUCUCGCCCCCGGCCCAGCCGCUCGCGCGGCCCGCUUCCGAAGAAGACGCCAACAAGGAAGAUGUUAUCUUUUUCUGAACUGCUGUUGCACGGUGCAUCUGGUGCCAUCCCCUUGGAGAAGAUUUCCAUGGAGUCUCCAGGACAACAGAGGGCCACUGCUGAUUGGCAUCUCUUGUCUCCUCCAGAAUGACAUCCCCUUCAGAUGAAGCCAGGUUUUCCUUCACAUGGUCAGAACCCACUUGGGGACUCCAAGGGGUCAUUGGGACCAUGUGGGCACCUGCUUGUCUCUUUUUCAGGCAUAACCACUAUGGACUUGAACAUGGCCUGGGUGUCUCAAUUCCAAAUUUAUGGAUAUGUUGCCAUCCACCAUAAUAUGCUCUUUUUGGUGAAUUUGCAGUGAUUCCCUGAUAAAGUUUUUAAUCUCUUUUUAGAAAAAAGUUUUAAUUGGAAGUUGAACUAUAAAUGAACUAAGGAGCUAUUCUAAAUAAUAGGACCCCCGUUUGGGUAAGAGAGAAAUCUAUUUUCAAUCUGGUUUUACAGAGCUGUGGCCAUUAGCUGUAGUUUCAGAAAACAGGUCCUGGGGUUCUCGGCCCUGGGCAUGAGCUGGCAGGCGGACCUGGAAUACAGGAGGCCAGGUAAUAGUUUUAAGGCCCCAGAGGCCAACUUAGGAAAUGUGUCCAUUCUGGGGGAGGUGGUGCUAGCAGCCCACCUUCUUGGCUGUCCAGACUGGCCGUCAGUGCUGUCUGUCUUCAGAAAAGGAGCCUUAAGCUCAUCUCCGCUUCUGAGGCUUUGUUGGGUGUGGUGCAGAUUCCCAAAGCGAAUUAUUUGUUGGUUCAUAGUGAACUUAAGAUUGGGAUAUUUUCCUGAUCAUUGAUGAAGAUGCUAAAUCUAAAAAAAGUUAUUAGCAAGGUUGAGAGUGCAAUAGGUUACUGUCUUCAAUAAUCCUUCUAUAACGUAGUCUAGGUUGUUAGAGUGGGCACCCUGCCAGCAGAGGCGUUUGUUACCACGCAGGUGGCUGUCGAGGUCCUGCUAUCUCCACACGUGAGCAGCAACAUCGAGACAUAUGUAACAAAAAGGAGUUCUCAUUGGCGAACCGUUGUAUUAUUGCUUUGGAGUCUCCUCAUUCUGAAUUUGAUAUGGUGAAGAAAAUGAAUUUGGCUGUUCAGACAGCAGUGUGUCUUUAUGGCAGCUCGGUGCCCAGUCUUUGUGGGGGCUUCUGAUUAUCACAGACAGUGGAAAGUGCUUCUGCAGAUGAAUGCCUGGGAGUUUACCUGAGGCAGAGCUUGGUGUUGGCCGGGGAUCUGUAGAAGCUGCAGGCCCUCGGCAGGUCAUAAAGCAACCCAGGGGAACCGAGCUCUCGGGCCAUGAAGCUGCUUCUUAGCAACAGCAACUUCUUCUUUGUGUGCCCCAUUCCCUGCCAUUGCCCCCGGAGAAGCAGAAUGUAUGGGUUAUAUACCGGGCUAGUCGCCCUCAGGAAGGAAGUGACCCGUCUGGCUCUGAAAUGGGGACAAAUGGCUUUUUUUUUUUUUUAAAGGUCUUAGAAUAUUGUCAUUAAAGAUGAAUAUUUAGUAAUAGCUGAACAAAGUGGCAGGAAGCAAAGAAACAUUUUGUGUUGAUUCUCAGUAGUUAAGGAGCCAUGUAACCAAUACAUAUUCUCUCAUCUGUCCAAAAGAGCUGGCAAAUGAUUUGAAGUUUCCUGUAGAGAGAAUCAUCUGGGUGGUUGGGUGCCAGGAAAGUGUUAGUGACUAGCACAAAACAGAUGCUAUUGGGAAAGGUGAUUUACAGUAAAGAUUUGUUGGUGUGAAGUUUUCUCCUUUCUCCUCCCCUCAGUUUGGGGGUAGUUUCGUAGUUUAUAACUGGAAGUGACCAGAGACACAUUAGCUCAAUAAUCUCACCAGUAAGGAAACUGCCGCCAACACUGGGAGGAAAUAGCAGAGGCUAGAUUUGAAUUAAGUCUGUCUCUAAAUUAAUCCCAGCCCAGUGUCGUGGAAAUGAAAUUGUUUGCCUAUGGUUCUUUUGGACACCUGGGGGGGAAAUACCUUUAAAAUCUAAUGUUAGGGGAGUGGUUAGAUAUCAUUUCUGUCUGCUUCCAUCUAUAGCCAUAUCACAGCUUUGGCCCAAACUCUGGACUUGCAGAUGCCUCCUCCGAGGGCUCUGGUGUGGGACUUAUCGGGCUGAUGGCCGGCUUAUCUAAGUUUGGGGGUUUGGACUGUAACCUGUCAUAGCCAGGGAAGAGUUGCAACUCAUUUCCCCAGACCUCCAAGUUAAGGACAACUGAAGAGUUUAACACUGUAAUUGUCAGCAAAUAAUAAAAGUUAUAGGCCCUAUUGCAGGAAUUCAUUUCAUCUUUGGAACAGGUAUGUUUCCAGCAAGUCCACAGUCUGCAGGCCACGUAAGAGUCUCCUGUCUUAUUAUCAACUCAUACUCACAGGGAAAUCCAGCCCCAAACACGCAUGCACAUGGGUUCCACAAUAGAUUUGUCAGUGGAGCUGGGAGAGAUUUUUCAGUUUUUUGAAUCAAAAUCGGAUUCAAAAGUUCAGUUGUUCAAAGCCUGACAGGCAAGAUAAUAGGAAAGGAAGUUGCUUCCAGAAGGAGCUCCUUCCAGGGCCUAGUCGGGGACCUCUGUCUCCUUACUACAAGGGAGACAUGGCCAGGUGCCUGCUGUCCAGGUCCUGUCCUGAUUGAGGAGUUCUGCCAUUGAUGCUGCAUCUAGGCCCAGUGGAAGGUGGAGAGAGUGGGCCGGAGAAAGGAGAGCUCGAGCUCUUGGUGCCAGAGUGAGGUAGUCUGUCUUUCCUAAAGCGUCCUGUGAUCGUAGUAGUCCCUUUUGUUCCCUGUGGUUCUGUGAACAUGUCUUCCACCCCCCCAUCCCCCCACAUAAAUUCUGAUGGCCCCUGUGGUCUUGCUGCAUCCAUCAGCAUGAUGGUAAAGAAAUCUUCCCGCAGCACACCUGAGUUUUACCUGAGUGGGCAGGACAGGUGAGGUUCUGCUUUUGCUUAAACGUCCCACAUGAACUUGCAGAAGGGACCAAAAGCAGAAGUCUUCCUUCUCACCUUCACUCUAAUGAGGGAAACCUUUCUGGCACUUGGAACGUUGUUUGCUGUCAGCCCAGAAAUGAGUCCCUAACACUUGGGAUCUUGUCUCUCCCUAUCUCCUUUCCCCCCACCCCCAUCCUCUCCUUGAAGGAACAAUUAUACAAUCAUGAGUCAGCAUUGAUUUCAGUUUCUGUUACGAUGGCAGGUCCUGCCCAGCAAGCGAAGUUCUGAGAGAGAAAAACUUUUUACCAUUUUUAAAAACCCUUUUCACCAGUGAUUCUCAUUGCCCUUUGAAAUAUAUGUACUACACAUUAAAUUUCAUUGUGCCAUGUUUAUAAUCAGUGUUUUUUAUUUUUGUACUGAAGUAUUGGAGCACUUUAGAAAUGUUUACUUUAAAUUUGUUUGAUUUUGGAAGGAAAAUGACUUGUCUGUAAUUCUGUUGCUGAGCUCACGUAAUAAUUCUUUACUGAGCUGUGAUAGUUUGAUGCUGUUUAGUUUUAGUUCCAGUCUAGUGACUUUGUGAUCUCGUUAAUAAUCAUGAUAGGAGAUUCAGGGGAUUUCAAUCCAAACCUCCAAGAGGAUUGUCUUCUUCCCUGAAGUUGAGGAGAUUUCUCAGUUCUGCUGGAAGGCAGGGUUGUAAAUAGUCAUGUCCCUGCCAGUGGUAUCCCCGUCACUUCUUGUUAGUAUCUAAUUUUAUUUGUAAAAUUAAUGGAUAAGCACAUGUUAAUACAUCUGUUGACUCGUGCACUUCGUUAAUUGUAUUGUGAUCUUAGAUUCACUUCCUGGUUUGUUGUUUUGUUUUGGGGUUUUUGUGGGUUUUUUUUUUUAAUAAUUUUUUUAUGCUGGCUCUUGUCAGCACGAUUUCAGAACAACAGUACUGAUUUCUAGCAAUAAAAAAAUUACUAAAAUAA
Messenger RNA from Antechinus flavipes (yellow-footed antechinus), 7252 nucleotides. RefSeq names its product rho guanine nucleotide exchange factor 18-like. Gene Ontology annotation, molecular function: guanyl-nucleotide exchange factor activity. The record is from RefSeq and is a predicted model, not a curated record. The transcript is spliced from 19 exons. NCBI's taxonomy places the organism in Eukaryota, Metazoa, Chordata, Mammalia, Dasyuromorphia, Dasyuridae. Bases 16 to 3387 code for a protein of 1123 amino acids.